AUGACCGAAGACACCCUUGCAUUCAGCGAGGAGGAUCUCGAGACCUUGGCAGAACCACACAACGAUGCGCUAGUAAUUUUAUUUCUUUUAAGCAACAUUCGAAUUAAACGUGUGCUCGUGGAUCCAGGAAGCUCGACCAACAUAAUCAGGUCAAAGGUAGUAGAACAACUUGGGUUGCCCGAUAAGAUCAUACCCGCCUCACGGGUCCUCCACGGCUUCAACAUGGCCGGCGAAGUAACAAAAGGAGAGAUCGCCCUCCCGGUUGACAUGUCCAGUACAGUUCAGAACACCAAGUUCCACAUAAUCGGCGGUGACAUGAGGUACAACGUAUUGCUUGGCAGGCCGUGGAUACACAACAUGAGGGCAGUGUUGUCAACUCUGCACCAAAUGAUAAAAUUUCCAAUAAAUGAUGGUCUGGAAUUGGCCAAAAGCCUGGGAGCUGAGAACGUCGAAGCAAAAUGCGAUUCAUUCCUGAACCUUCGUCCACGUACCUUGGGGGCAGAACAGCGAGGCCAAUGCCCUCACAAACCUGGAUCAUCUGUUGAAGAAGAUGACCUACUCUAUGUGGCUGUUAUUCAACUGUCCAAAUCAAUGGUCGAGGAAGGUCAUACCGAGAUUAAUUCUACUAGCCUAACAUGGAAUUGGAGAAAUAAAUAUAUUGACUAUCUCAAAGACGAAAAAUCUCCCGUGGAUCCAAAGGAAUCAAGGGACAUGUGA
Nicotiana tabacum (common tobacco) is the source of this 717-nucleotide messenger RNA. The record is from RefSeq and is a predicted model, not a curated record. Lineage: Eukaryota; Viridiplantae; Streptophyta; Magnoliopsida; Solanales; Solanaceae.